UACUUUAUAUAUGUAUUUUUUAUUUCAUUAACACCGUUGUUAGAUCUAGGUGACAAUAGGGUCUCACAAGCCCCCCGCUCCUUGUUAUCUAUCUAUCUAUCUGUUGUUAGUACAAAAUUAUUAGACUAUCAAUCAGGAAUAAUAAUUGUUCUAGGAAGCAUGGACCGCGCGAACCGAUGUGCCAAUUAACAUAAUCUCAUUCUUCUCGGUUAAAUUUUUUCGUCUAACACAAUUGUACUAUACAUCUUAGAAUCCGUAAAUAUUAGCAGGGAAAUUAUAAGAAGUGCGAGAUCCGCUGUCUUCCUAUCGCGUAAUGUUGGUACGAAACGAAAACAGCCGAUCUUCCCUCACUAGAUGAUCAACGAUGGACAGUCGAAAUAACAAGAUAACUCGUUGUGGUGCCGCGAAUAACAGUAAAAAUACGACAAAAAACGACGACACCAAUGUCAGGCAAAAAGUAAAGCCCGGAGGCGCCGUCUUUCCUUGCGGAUAAGACCAGUCGGCUGAUCUGAUCGCCGGUUAGUACCUGGUUAACCGUCCUCGAGAAGGCCGACGACUCGAUUUGACGAUUCACGCACGUCCCAGUGUCCUUUUCUUUUUUUUUUUUUUGUUUUUUUCAUUUUUAACUUCCCGUUUUGCGAUUUUGCUCUCUUUCGUUUCCGCGUCACACUGUUCGACGCUGCGUUUUAUCUUUUCGUCAAUUUUACGCUGACAAGUAUGUAUCGCUGGAUGUUUUGAGUGCUAUCAGGAACAUGUCAUCAAGCAAAAUGCACUUUGCAAUCUUCAUUAUUCUCUCUUCUCUCUGCUGCGUGUUAUCAUCUAAAUCCGAGGAACAACAUGAUAAAAACGAAUUCCACGCCAAAAGCCAAGCGUCCAAUUUCGAAGUUAGAAAUUCCGAUAAAGAGAAACAAUUAUUUUCCACAUCAACGGAUGUUUCGAGAGAGAGAGUAAAUAUUUCAUCAGACUACAAUCCGUUAACCUCAGACAUCGAGAAAAGCAAUGCAAAUACUUCGUAUCCUGUCGAUGCAACGCGGUUGAAAUACAAACAGAAGUUGCUCGAGAAAGAGAUACAGAAGGCAGCAAUGGAUCUAUUACAGCCGGGAGAUUUCAACGGAAUCACGUACAUUCUUGCGAAAGAGACGAGUCAGACGAGAGAUGAAAUCCAACAUAAAUUUUUGAAAACUCCGCGUAUUUCGGAAAACUCUGUGGCAGGUAGACUCGUGAGAAGAAAGAAAGAGUAUCAAGAAAAUCAAAAAACAGAAAACGUGCCCGUUAGAACAGAGGAGGAUUCGCUGAAUAAUUCAAGUGUCAAAAGUGCCAUCUCGAAAUUGUUGACCAAUGUGAAAAAUAGCACAUCAAAGAAAAUGAAAUCUUUUCAAGAGCCAAAUAAUGGGGCCGAAACAAAUAAAGAUUCUAACACCGGUAACAUUUUUCCAUCAACAAAAGAACACUUCGCUGAAAAGUCGAACGGGAGUUUGUUCCGAACGACCGAUGCGAUCACGAAAACACAGAGUGCCGACCCGAAAGUUGGAAAUCAAACUCCGGAAAGUCGCGCCGAUCAAGAAAACUGGGAACACAAAGAAGACUAUCUGAUGGAAGCCGCAAAUUACGGAUUACAGGCCAUGCACAAUCUUUAUUACAUCCAGGAACCUAAAUUGUAUUCGAUGGGUCUUUAUCUCGAGAGCGAUAAUCCAGCGAGAUACGUGGCAGCGUUUAACGAGCAAUCGGAAGAAGCGAAAGCUCUCGCGAGAUUCGGCUACGCAACUCUUCAAGGCACCGCCAUGUUUUUGAAUAAAUUUCCCAACGCACCGUUGGAAUUGCCUUUAUCUCGGAACAAGUUUGUCCGGAGAACAACUUCGCUGGAACAACAAUGUCCACGCAGAGAUCCACCACAAUGCCCACCGGCUAGUCUAAGAUACAGGACAUCUGAUGGCAGCUGCAAUAAUCUGCAGCAUCUCUGGUGGGGUUCCGCAAUGUCAACGAUGCAGAGAUUUCUAUCUCCGGAAUACGACGACGGCGUUCAAAGUAUCAGAAGAUCAAUAACAGGAAGGCCACUUCCAAGUGCACGAGAGGUCACUAAUCUGGUACACGAGGACAAAGACGUACCUCUGGCUUCCGUUACUCACAUGCUGAUGCAGUGGGGACAAUUUGUAGAUCAUGAUUUGACAGCAACCGGUCAAAGUAGAGGAUUUAACGGUACUGUGCCACAAUGUUGUUUACAAGGAGGUAUCGGUUUUCAACCACCAGAGUUUAUGCAUCCGGAGUGUCUGCCGAUAGCAGUGAAUCUUCGCGAUAGCUUCUACGGUCCUUUGGGUGUAAGGUGUUUGGAAUUUCUCAGAAGCGGACCGGCUCCUAAAGAGGGUUGUGAAUUUGGCCCUAGGGAGCAAUUGUCUCAGGUGACCAGUUAUCUGGAUGCCUCCAUGGUUUACAGCAGUAAUGCCAUGCAUAGUGACAGUCUGAGAAUUUUCCGAAACGGUUUGCUGCAGUACGGAAGAAUUCAGUCGCGAAAAUCUUCGUUACCGAAACGCGAAUCCGAUUUAUGCAAACGUGGAUCUUUGUCGACGACUUGCUUCCGCGCCGGCGACGGACGUCUCAGUGAGCAGCCUGCUCUUACAUCCUUGCACGUAGUAUUUCUAAGAUUGCACAACAGAAUAGCUACAGAAUUAUCUGAUCUAAAUUCCCACUGGAGCGACGAAAAACUUUUUCAAGAAACCCGAAGAAUCGUCGGCGCAAUAGUUCAACAUAUAACUUAUCGAGAAUUCCUGCCAAUCGUUCUUGGUCCGCAAGUGAUGAAAAUCUUUGACCUGGAAGUUCUUAAAAAGGGCUACUAUGAGGGGUACGACCCAACCGUAAAUCCCACCGUUGCAAAUUCAUUUUCCACGGCGGCUUAUCGAUUCGGCCAUUCGCUAGUCCAGCAAAGUUUUGUCAGAUUUGAUAGCAACCAUAGGCCUAUAUUUAAUAACGUUUCAAUCCACGACGAGUUUAACAACCCCGCAAAUCUAGAAACAGCAGGAUCUAUAGAUCGGCUACUUCUGGGUCUGGUAAAUCAACCGUGUCAAAGGAGAGACGAGUUCAUAUCCGAGGAGAUAACGAAUCAUCUUUUUCAAACAUCCGGUUUUGCAUUCGGCAUGGAUCUGGCCUCUCUCAAUAUCCAGCGCGGCAGAGAUCAUGGUUUGCCACCUUACGUGCGAUGGCGAGAGCCGUGCGGUUUGUCGCCGAUAAGAACUUUUGACGAUCUCGAUAGAGUGAUGUUCCAAAACGCGGCGAGGAAAUUUAGAUCGCUGUACGCGUCCGUGGAGGAUAUCGAUCUCUAUUCGGCCGGUCUCGCGGAGAAGUCGGUAGUUGGCGGUCUGGUCGGUCCAACCUUUGCUUGCAUAAUUGGUCAGCAAUUUAGCAAUCUACGACGCGGCGAUCGAUUCUGGUACGAGAAUCCCGAAAGCGAAAGCAGCUUCACUCUCGGUCAACUGCAGCAGAUCAGACGAGUCACUCUGGCUCAAGUUCUGUGUCGAACAAUGAACAGUAUUGAGACCUUACAACCGUUUGUCUUUCUCACGGCGGACAGAUUAAAGAAUCAACGUUUAUCCUGCGACGAUCCGAUCAUUGGGCAAUUGAAUCUCGAAUAUUGGGCUCAACGGCCAUCAGAAUUCAGAAGCUACGUUGACGAUUCGCAAGAAGACAAACAAACAGCAACCGAAACAAGUGACACUAUUUUUAGAUCGAAAAGAGAAAACGUUAAUUUGAAGAAAAAAGUUCCUAAUCAAGAUCAAGAAACAUUUAUACCUCAGAAGCCUGUGAAGACCAGUAUCAAUCAGAACAACCGAAUCGUUGUGAAAAGACCUUUUGGACGUCCGGACAACAACAACGUCACAAUUGUGGUUAAUAACAACGCCGUGAACUCACCUAUCUUUGUAAACGAAGGUAUUUACGGUUCGCACAUCAAAAUACAACAACAUCCUAAUUCUAAACCGACUUCGAAUUUUAAUGAGGCUCUGAACUUCCCUGCACUUCUUCCGCAACUAAAACCUAUACCGACGACUAUUCCUCAUUUAGCAAAGUAUCCGUACGUUCCUCACGCUUUCGACGAUCCUAAUAAUCCAAAUCCACUCGUUUACGGAUUCAGAUCGCCUGUUUUCACGCAGGAUGACGUUUUCUACGACAACUAUUCCGCCACCAAUCCUAGACCGACUCUUUACACUUAUUACACGAGAUUUCAGCAGAAGUCUACCACUCAAAUGCCCGAUCGCGAGGUUGACGACUAUUUGAUUAAUUACGGAUCUUCGCAUCACGAUUCGCUUCCAACACACGCUUACGAAAGACCUAAGCCUUCGAUGAAUUCUGAACAUCAUUAUCAAUUGAACGAUAAACAAAACCCAGGUUAUGCUAGUCCACCAGCAAGCAUACGACCGAGUUACGAUGGACAGAGACCUUCGACAACCACGAGACCGACUUUCCGACCGGAUUAUAAUUCAAAUGAUGAACUAUAUCACAAAGAAACUUUAGAUUAUAACAGACCUAAACCUUCAUCGAAUGCGCGGCCGUACAAUGAAAUGCAUCAUGCACAAAAUCCGAUUGAUGAAGAAUCUGCGGUCCCAGUAAGUUCACGUCCAGAUCCCAUCAGGCCGAAUCAUCAGCCAUAUGAUACACAAAAAACAGGCAAAAAUCCACACUUGCAAAGUAACAAUUUGAGCAAACCGAAUGCAAGUUACUCUUCUAAUUUGAAUAGACCGCAUCAGAAUCAAUGGAAUUCAAACGGUUAUCAAACAAGACCCGGUGAAAAACCAUAUGAUCACGAUGAUCCUGAUGCAUAUAGAAAAAGACCAAAUGUUAAAUUGACAAUUUAUAAUACUGACAAUUCUCAUGUAACUAACAUACCAAGCAGUGAAUAUAAUUCUCAAGCCUGGAAGGAAUCGCUCGAUUUUAUCAAAGAUUCUGCGCAGACUGGACUUUACGGAUUUGUUCCGAGUUCUGAAACAAACAUCCCACAUCAAGAAUAUACGUCAACUAGCUCGAGUAAUUCAUUCCCCACAGAUUACAAUAAUCACAAUCGGUAUUUUGACAUCACUUCGACUUAUUAUGAAACGACACAAUUAUCUACUCAAAGUACCGUGGAUGUCUCAUCUUAUACACAAGAAAGCGUUAAUAGACCUGUUCAAAACUCUUCACUCUAUCAGACAACAAGUCAUCCGAUUUAUCAUCAGAAAGAUGAUCAACUAUUUUCCAACACCCCAUAUUGGUUAGAAACUUCGACAAAAAAUUCUUACAUACACAGACCAGAGGGAAGCUUUAUUUUCAAACCCACAAAGGUGCAAAGCAUAACGAUCGUCACUGAAACAAUCGAAACUGUUCACCAUCCUGGUCAUUCCGGAUACAUUUCUCAGCCUAAAGUUAGUACCGAGAUUCCAAGGCCAUUGGUGCAGCAGAUGAAGAACAAUUCGCCGGUUACCAAGAGACCUGGACAAUAUUAUUAUGAGAAAAACGUGCUACAUCGGUAUCCGGACGAAAUGAUUGGGCAAAUACCCAAAAUUAAUUAUCAAACGAGCGAGGAGAAGCUUGUUCAGGAGCGAAAAAUAACAUCUGAAAAACUUAAAGUGGAAACAUCAGAUUCAGCAUGGAAUUCCACUUUGAUUACGAAUAACGGAGAAAAUAAAUUACUGACGAUACCUACGCUUACGAUCCAUGAUAAUAAUGCCACAAGUGAGGCAGUAAACGAACGAGCUUUUUCGACGGACAUUGAAAGUCUUGCACCAGCUGACGUACUUGACAGAACAAAUUAUUGGGUGAAUUCGCAAGAGGAUCUGAAUUUACCGUCUGAGUUGGAAAUGCCCGGAAUUCCAUCCGAUGAAUUCACGAGUGCCAAGGAAUUACCUAAGCCCAUUACAUCAAAGAGUCACGCUACUUAAAGAGAGUUUUACAUUUCUUCAUUCUCAAUAUUUUCGAAUUUAGAAUAAAAUUAUUAGAAAGAAGUUUUAAAACGCUUUUUUUAUCUACUUGUUUUAUCGAACAUUGCCGCACUACUUUGACUAUAGUUUUAAGAAAGUGUGUGAAAAUGUUACAUCGUAUUUAAUAAUAUUUUAGAUUUCAAUUUUCUUAUCAUUUUAAGAUAAAAUCUUACUGAAAAAAUGGUUCAAACACAGAAACAUAUUGAAAUGAGGGAAAAAAUGUACUUAAUGAUUAUAAAAAUAUAGUUAGUGAUUAGUUUCUUGAAAUUAACGUAUCAUUUUUGAGAUAUAUUAUAUACAUAUAUUUUUUUCGCUAUAUUUCAAUUAUCUUCUUUAUUUUUUUUCUUUUUUAGUUAUCAAUUAUAUAACGACUACAAUAAUAUAACAUCUCUCUUUAUCAUUAAUAUUAAAAAAGUAAGCGUUUAAACGUAAACACGGUUAAACUGUAUUUUAAAAAUGUUCAAAACGUGUAUAUCAUACAUUCGUAAGUGUAUUUGAAUAUCAAAUAAUUGAGAAAUAUAAUACGCGUAAUGUAAAUGUGAUGUAAUUAUGAUGUUAACUGACAAUAAAGCGAGUAUAUUAAUUUA
Messenger RNA from Pseudomyrmex gracilis, 6526 nucleotides. RefSeq lists its product as uncharacterized. Gene Ontology annotation, molecular function: heme binding; peroxidase activity. Gene Ontology annotation, biological process: response to oxidative stress. Bases 753 to 5900 code for a protein of 1715 amino acids. The transcript has 11 exons. The record is from RefSeq and is a predicted model, not a curated record. Lineage: Eukaryota; Metazoa; Arthropoda; Insecta; Hymenoptera; Formicidae.